UCCGUCAAACCAUCAAUGGUCAGAUGACCGCAUUUAUCCCACCGGCCACCCUGUCAGUUGUGUUUCACCUCACCUGCGUCGCAGCCUAUCAGCCUUCCAGCGGAUCAGUCGUGGUAACCAUCAGCCCUCUCAACACAGCCUCAAAGCAUAUCACUCGCUAUGACACCGGUCUAGUUCAGACCUGUACUGCCCGUAGUCCGCUUGGCACUGCUACCGCUCAAAUCAAAAUCGACCAGGGUUACCCUGUUUCGAUCUAUCCCGUCAGAGCAUCCAUGGUUCUGUUGCCAUCCGGUGGAACAAACUCAUCGUUGCUUGUGGCAGCUCGCGGUACCCCUCUGGGUCAACACGUAGUAUGUGUGUUUGUUGCUGAUGGCUCAGCUCCCCCGUGUGGCGCAUGGACCGAUUCCUAUGCCAGCAGCAGCCUGGUGAUGGUGGACACUCCGUCUGUCAAGGCCACCCUGGAAUUCACCGCUCCCACACUCACCUGCCCUGGUUCGUUCCACAUCGUCGUCACCCGUCCGCUGGCAGCUAACCAGCCUACGGUCACCGUCGUCACGAUGCUCGUCAACCCAUUCCCCAUUUUCGGAUCCGCACCCCCCGUCAGCACCUAUAGUCACGAGGUUGGUACGCCCGUGCCCGCGUCACGUGACUACCCGGCUACAUGCUAGCUUCGUGCUGCCUGGGGCUGCCAGCCAUCGAACGUAUACAACGUUGCUGGAGUCCUAAUGCAGGGCUGUCUUUUUUAUCUGGAGACUGUAUGAGUAUUGCCAUUAACAUUGGAAACCCAUUGUGCCGGUCUUGCAAAUCAAGGCAGGGACCUUUUUCAAGGGACUCAAUCGUAUGGGUAUGCACGUACACCUACCCUUUCCUCGGCUAAUAGCCUUUUCUUUAAACUUGUUUUUUUUUGUUUUGUCUGAUCAUCUGGCACUCAAGCUAUACCUAAAAAUUCAAGGAGUGUAUAUUAAUAUUAUUGCUAACACUGUACACAGUCCGUGUUCAGCAAUAAUUAUUAUAUUAUUCGAAGCUGUUCUAUAUCAAAUCUGUGAAUAAGAUGUGCUGUCAUCACCAAGCACACAUUACGAAGCUAUUUUGAAUUUAUUUUGCAUAGCCAUGAGGUCCAUUUGCCAUCAUCUAU
Molecule: messenger RNA, 1135 nt
Organism: Sycon ciliatum
Lineage: Eukaryota; Metazoa; Porifera; Calcarea; Leucosolenida; Sycettidae
Exons: 3
Coding region: 24-668 (214 amino acids)
Source: RefSeq, a predicted model, not a curated record